UAUAGAGUAAUAGCUCUCUCUCUCCUUGUUUCUCUCUCUCUCUAUAUAAUAUAUAUAUAUAUAUUAUAUUUUUGUUUAUUUAAUAACAUUCCUUUACUUUCUCCGUCUAUUACUAUUUCAUCUUAAAUAAUAGCUCAUAGAGUCAUGACUCAGGUUCCUGGUGUUUUCUCGUGACCUAUGUGUAGUCUACGUGAUGUUCUAGGAGGGUUUUGGUACAAUCAUCGGCCCAUCUUCGAACAUUAUUUGAUGGAGGUCUAGAAAGAGAGAGAGAGAUAAUUCUCACUGGUGCUUGGAUGAGAAGUUAGUGAAUUUCACAUCCAAUGCUGUUUUCAGCCUUUGAAUUGAAAAGUUAUUAACAUUUUUCACAGGUUUUCGCCAGUAAUGGAGUGUUUUUAGCUUUAAAAGUAGCUUUGAAGGCAGAGAAAGCUUCAUAGAAAAGGCUUGUUUAGCUGUUCAAGAAAAAAGUUUCUGAUCAAUGGGGAAAUACUUGUGACCAUAAUGGAUCCUCAGGCAUUUAUCAGGCUGUCAAUAAGUUCACUGGGUCUGAGAUUUCCUGGAAGAGUUACAAAUGCUGCAUAUUCAUUCUCUUCUCCGUGUUCAUGUGAGAUCCGUCUUCGAGGUUUCCCAGUGCAGACAACAUCGGUCCCUUUAGUAUCUUCUCCUGAAUCAACACUGGACUCUCAGAGCAUAGCCUCAAGUUUUUAUCUUGAGGAAUCUGAUCUAAGAGCAUUGUUAACACCAGGAUGCUUCUAUGCUGCUCAUGCAUGUCUGGAGAUAGCUGUUUUCUUAGGGCGGAAGGGGUCCCAUUGUGGCAUUGGCGUCAAAAGGCAGCAGAUUGGGACAUUUAAAUUAGAGGUGGGUCCCGAAUGGGGUGAAGGAAAGCCAGCGAUUCUUUUCCAUGGGUGGAUAGGCAUUGGCAAGAGCAAGCAGGAGGGAAAACCAGUAGCGGAGCUUCAUUUGAGAGUGAAACUAGACCCUGAUCCAAGAUAUGUUUUCAAGUUUGAAGAUGAUACCAAAUUAAGUCCACAGGUAGUUCAGCUUCAAGGCGCUAUUAAGCAGCCUAUCUUCAGUUGCAAGUUUAGUGGAGACAGUGCUGACCAAGUGACGGAGAGAAGAGAGAGGAAGGGAUGGAAGGUGAAGAUACAUGAUCUCUCUGGCUCAGCUGUUGCAGCAGCCUUCAUAACAACUCCUUUUGUGCCGUCAACAGGCUGUGAUUGGGUGGCCAAGUCCAACCCAGGAGCUUGGUUGAUUGUUCGCCCUGAUGCCUGCAGGCCAGAAACCUGGCAGCCUUGGGGAAAGCUCGAGGCGUGGCGUGAGCGUGGCAUCAGAGACUCCAUUUGCUGCCGUUUUCACCUUCUCUCUGAAAGCCAGGAGUGUGGGGACCUUCUCAUGUCCGAAGUAUUCAUCAACUCUGAAAAGGGUGGUGAGUUUUUCAUAGACACUGACAGACAGACUCGAGCACCAGCAACUCCAAUACCCAGUCCACAAAGCAGCGGAGAUUUUGCAGGACUAAGUCCGGCUGUAGGAGGGUUUGUUAUGAGAUGUAGAGUGCAAGGGGAAGGGAAGAGCAGCAAGCCAUUGGUACAACUGGCCAUGCGGCAUGUGACCUGCGUGGAGGAUGCUGCCAUCUUUAUGGCACUUGCCGCUGCUGUUGAUCUCAGCAUUGAGGCGUGCAGACUUUUCCGUAAGAGGAUUAUUAGGAAGAGCACCCGCCAUUCUUUGUGAAACAUUUGUAAUAUAUGCAUAUACAUCUAUAUAUAUACAUAUAUAUUUGGUGCUCUUUAAUUUCCCUGAACUAAGGAAGCCCUUCUAUUGCUUCUGAUUGUUGUAACAUUGGAUUUGGACAUAAUAGACAGGAGCUUCUUCUUUA
Messenger RNA from Cornus florida, 1870 nucleotides. RefSeq lists its product as uncharacterized. The transcript is spliced from 3 exons. NCBI's taxonomy places the organism in Eukaryota, Viridiplantae, Streptophyta, Magnoliopsida, Cornales, Cornaceae. The record is from RefSeq and is a predicted model, not a curated record. The coding region runs from base 499 to 1725 and encodes 408 amino acids.